Molecule: messenger RNA, 1008 nt
Organism: Penaeus chinensis
Lineage: Eukaryota; Metazoa; Arthropoda; Malacostraca; Decapoda; Penaeidae
Exons: 6
Coding region: 1-1008 (335 amino acids)
Molecular function (GO): protein dimerization activity
Source: RefSeq, a predicted model, not a curated record
AUGUGCCAGAUGUUCCCCUGGGAAAGCAAUGAGAUUUUAAGGGAUCUACUGUAUACAGAAAAGCAAUUCUUUAAACGUCCUUAUCCUUGGACUCUCUUCCUUGUACCUUUAGCCUUGAUUUUGUCCACUUCAGGAACUAUUUGUCGAAAAGGCGCCCUGUAUUUUGAAACUGAUCUUCGAGAUGAAGUGAGGGUCAGGCAGGCAGGGACGGGAUCUGCUGCCAUGUGUGAGAACCUCCCAACAGUUUCCGACGAUGACCUGCAGCUGACCAGGAGGGACGACUUGGGGAUCUCCUGCGCCGAAGGACUUCAAGAGGACCCUCAGGAUCCCUCACCUGAUGGGUGUGACCUCCGCAAGGGUGACCUGACUUCCGUCAGCGUCUACCACGGAGCCUCGGCUGUCCUUUCCGUGCCAGCCCUCCCUCACAUAGAGUCCUUGGAAGCCCUGCAGCCUCUGCAGUGCUUCCCCCAACAGGCGUUGUGUCCUCAGGAGCCGGGGGUGUACGCCAUUCUUCCGCAGGAUCCUCACGGUGUCCCUGUCCCUGCAGCUAUGACCUUUCAAAGUACCGAGGUCACUCACGUUCAGGCUGUGACCUCGACAGUGGCCAUCCAAGGCAGAGUCAAAGAGAGGAAGAAGAAAUGUAAGAGCGCCUACAAGCACGUGCCUCAUCGCGAGAAACCGCCGCACCUCGUGGCCCGACGCAACGCCAGGGAGCGCCGGAGGGUCCAGUCCGUCAAUGUCGCUUUUGCCAGACUGCGCAGGGUCGUCCCGGGCACGAGCGGAUCCCUUACGCGAGUCUAUGACCCGGGCUUCGGAUUUGGGACGCUCUGCCACGUGAAUCCUCGGGACCCUUAUGUGAACGAGUCCUGUGUGCCCCUCCCCCCUGCCACAUGGAAGAUUGUGCUACAGGACUUGGAGGAGGAUAACAAAGAGCCGCUAUUUCUAAGCAUUUGUCCUCCUUUUAGCCGAGUAGAAGUAACCGCGCAGGGAUUGGGAGGAGCGCUCUGA